UUUCUAGUGGAUAUAUAAACAGUCCAAACUUUUCGGUAACAACUUUUCUUCAUAUAUCACUCUUACCAAAAAAAAUGGAAAAUUUCCCCUCUAACCAAACUUGGGUCCCUGUUUCCAAUUGUUCUUGUCCUAUAGCUGAAAAUAAUUGCUAUAGACCAGAACUCUACAGCAAACCCAUAAUCUGCGCCCACAGCUCUAUCCCAAAUAUUUUAAAAUUUCUUGAGCGACCUGUUGAAUUUAAUUGUUCUAUUUAUUUCAUUUAUAUUAUUUUGUUCGCUAUUUUGGGGACCCAGGUCUUAUGUUUGUUUGGUGCUUGGGCUGUGGAACGUUAUCUCAAUGGACGGAAAGCUGAACAACAUAGACGUCGAAGGGAGGAACGGAUUUUUGCCCCAGAUCUCCGCGUUCACACACGAAGAGUCCGUCGACCUAUCAAAAAAGAUGACAUUGGUCCCCCAUUACCUCUCCACUGCCUUGUUACAAAACAACGAGUGGAGGUUCAUGAAAUUGAAAUGAAGAAUAUGGGAGAAAAAGAAAGUGUGAAGGAAAAUGAAAAUAAAGAAUUGGAAAAUGUUUGAAUUUUUAAG
Molecule: messenger RNA, 584 nt
Organism: Meloidogyne enterolobii
Lineage: Eukaryota; Metazoa; Nematoda; Chromadorea; Rhabditida; Meloidogynidae
Source: the annotation of a GenBank genome assembly